Dipodomys spectabilis (banner-tailed kangaroo rat) is the source of this 2473-nucleotide messenger RNA. RefSeq names its product zinc finger protein 212 (gene Znf212). Bases 97 to 1575 code for a protein of 492 amino acids. The transcript has 5 exons. The record is from RefSeq and is a predicted model, not a curated record. Gene Ontology annotation, biological process: regulation of DNA-templated transcription. NCBI's taxonomy places the organism in Eukaryota, Metazoa, Chordata, Mammalia, Rodentia, Heteromyidae.
CGACGGCGGCUUUCCUCCGGGUCCGGCGAUCUAGCGGACCGGCGCGAGACUCGCGGGCCGGCGGGAGGAAGCGGGCGUUGAGAGGCGGCUGGAGCCAUGGCGGAGUCGGCGCCUGCCCGGCACAGGAGAAAACGGCGCUCCACACCUUUAGCUACCUCCAUGCCUUCUUCACAAACGGGAGAGAAAAGCCCUUAUUUUCAGACUGCAGAGAUCUCGCUCUGGACUGUGGUGGCUGCUCUUCAGGCUGUGGAGAAGAAGAUGGAGUCCCAGGCUGCUCGGCUACAGAACCUGGAGGGACGCACAGGGACCGCCGAGAAGAAACUGGCUGACUGCGAGAAGACCGCCGUGGAGUUCGGGAACCAGCUGGAGGGCAAGUGGGCCGUGCUGGGGACCCUGCUGCAGGAGUACGGGCUGCUGCAGCGGCGCCUGGAGAAUGUGGAGAACCUGCUGCGGAACAGGAACUUCUGGGUCCUGCGGCUGCCCCCAGGCACCAAGGGCGAAGCCCCCAAGGUGUCCAAGUCCCUUGAGAACGAUGGUGUCUGCUUCUCUGAGCAGGAGUGGGAGAACCUGGAGGAAUGGCAGAAGGAACUGUACAGAAACGUCAUGCAGAGCAACUACGAGACGCUGGUUUCUCUCAAGGUCCUUGGCCAGCCGGAAGAAGAAGAAGCAGAAUUGGGUACCGAGAUGCUGGGUGACUUGGAGGAAGAAGGCCCUCAUGGAACCCACCUGGUGGAUGGGGCCAUGGGCAAGCAGGAGGGCUUGGCAGGUCUUCCUAGCAGAUUCGUUGGCACUGCUGAAGAGCAGGCAUUCCUGGGUUCGGAGCAGGCCGAGCUCUGGGAUGGUCAGGAUGGUUCUGUCCUCUUAGAAUCAGGCCCUGGGGUUUCCAACUUGGAAGAACCCACGGAGGACAACAGAGACCUCGCCAGUGCCAGAACUCUGGACUGCCCACAGAAGCAGAAGUCCCGUAGGCAGGUACUCUUGGGUCAGGAAUGUGAACCAGGCCCAAAGCUGAAAAGGGACGCUUCUGGCCCCUAUGAGUGUUCUGAGUGUGAGAUCAGCUUCCGCUCUAAGCACCAGCUAGUCACACAUCUGCAGAGCCACUCAGGAUGGGAGCCUCGCCCUGCCACAGAGCCAGAGGAGAGCCAUAGGCCCCGGCCACGGCUGAAACCACAGGCCAGGAAGACAAAGCUGUAUCAUUGUGAUGCGUGCCAGCGGAGCUUCAGCUGUAAACUGAGCCUCAUGACCCACCAGCGCUGCCACCUGCAGGAGGGGCCCAGCGCCAGCCCGCGUGUCCAGGAGAGGUUCUCACCUAAUAGCCUUGUCGCGCUACCUGGCCACAUCCCCUGGAGGAAAAGCCGGAGCUCCCUCAUCUGUGGGUACUGUGGCAAGAGCUUCAGCCACCCGUCUGACCUGGUCCGGCACCAACGCAUCCACACAGGCGAGCGGCCCUACAGCUGCUCUGAGUGUGAGAAGAGCUUUGUGCAGAAGCAGCACCUCCUGCAGCAUCAGAAAAUCCACCAGCGGGAGCGGGGCGGGCCCGCCCCAGAGCCGGGAAGGCCUAAUGGCUUACUUUAAGGGCGCAGCCCCUCGCCGUCGGGGGCGGAGAGGGGUGGCAUUGAUCUCCCCGAAAAGACACUGUGUGGAGUCAGAGACUGACUGCAUCCUGAGGGGAACUUCUGGGUUGCCUUCCCUUGACCAAGUAUGAGCCGAGCCCAGAUGCUGUCCUGAGACAUGUGGGGCGGGGCUGGCGUCUCAGCCCAUUCUCCCUGCCAGCUGGGUUUGCUAUCUCUGGCCCCUUCAGAUGUCUACUUUUCUCAUCCUUCUGAGAUUUAGGGGCUGGGGUAUACAUUCUCACCCCUCAGGGACUGCUGGCCAGUUCUAGGGCUUCUCCCAGAAUUUUCCAUCUUCCCAUCUUCUCACAGGAGUGAGCUGGUGUGUGGAAAAGUUGUGGGUGGUGUGACUCUCCAUUUUCCCUAUUGUAGUCUCUUUGUUAAUAACAGGUAGGAAUAAUUUAAAUUAACUGCUUUAUCCUGCUUUUGUAGUUAGAUUCUUACUGAUUUUAAAAAUAUAUAGCCCAAUACUUUUUUUCCCUUUUUUAAUUUCAAGAGUUGAAGUUGUUCCUAAUACAGGAAUUGGGCCUACCCUCUAGGAGGGAAUCAUUCAUGGGGCUCUUUUAGCCCACCCACACUUCAGCUGGAGAACUGGGCUUCCCCUGGAUGGUGGUCAUUGCUCAGAAGGACCAAGAGGAAAAGGUGGAGGGAGACCCUGAACCCCCUGCAAGAAUGAAAACUACAAGGGAGCCGGAGCCAGUGGCGGGGGGUUGCAGGGUCUCACCGCGGCCUCUCCUGCCCUGCCCUGGCUUUCUGUGCCUGCUGGGUUAGAAGACUGCUGUUUGAGUUUGCUCCUCUUACCUGAGCUGUCACUUGAGGUUGUUCAAAGUACACUUUCCCAAUUCUGUCUCAGAGGUGAUGGA